This is a messenger RNA of Sycon ciliatum, 1335 nucleotides long. Its product is annotated as protein O-mannosyltransferase 1-like. NCBI's taxonomy places the organism in Eukaryota, Metazoa, Porifera, Calcarea, Leucosolenida, Sycettidae. Gene Ontology annotation, cellular component: membrane; endoplasmic reticulum. Gene Ontology annotation, molecular function: dolichyl-phosphate-mannose-protein mannosyltransferase activity. The transcript is spliced from 9 exons. The record is from RefSeq and is a predicted model, not a curated record. Gene Ontology annotation, biological process: protein O-linked glycosylation via mannose. Bases 442 to 1335 code for a protein of 297 amino acids.
CAUGGAGGACGUAGCUAAGAGGUGAGUGAGUCAGUAGAAAUAAUAAACACGCGGCCCAGCUUCGGUGUGGGAACGCGGAAACAAAACCGGGGUAGAGAACACAAACUAUGACGUGUACUGCAAAUAAUCUCAUGACGUUGAGCAUCAUGUCAACGUCGUGACAAUGGCAAUGAUUACACCCUUGAAUGACACGGAUGAAGUGUUGUGGUUUUGUAACUUAGCACACAAAAAGAGAAGUCAUUACUUAUAGUUGCAUGCAUGGUAGAAUCCCAAGAUCCAAAUUCAGAUGUCAGUCUUAUGGAACUCAAGUAACGGGUUUCAUAAGCAUGGUACACGGUGAGCUUUGAUAGAAACACAGGCCUGUGGACAUGUCCAGCUGUAUGUCUUUUUUCUUCACUCUUGUGGCUCAACUGCCCAGCUGAAUCAGUGAAGCCAGAUUACAUGAACUGGCAUCUUCACUUUGUGCUCCUUGUGAUGCCUGUUGUCUUCAGCUUUGAUGAGGUACACGUGGGAAAGUUUAUCAAUUUCUACAUCCGCGGUCUCUUUUUCCUGGACGCCGAGCCGCCCUUUGGCAAGCUGGUAUUGACAGGCGUAGCAUCAUGGUGUGGAUAUGAUGGACAGUUUGCCUUCUCAGAGAUUGGGCAAGGUUAUGCCCCGUCUGAAGUCCCGUAUACUUCUCUGCGACUGGUCACCGCACUUUGUGGAGGAUGUCUUCCUGCUGUAGUGUAUGCUAUUUGCAUCCAGCUUAGAAUUGAUACUCCGAUGUCCAUGCUCGCGGGAGUAUUCCUGAUUCUUGACACUGCUAUCAUAACGCAGAGCCGUUACUUCAUGCUGGAUUCCAUGAUGCUACUGUCUUCGCUACUGGCUGUGUUCUUUGCACUAAGAUCAUGCCGAGUGACCAGGGCCUACUCCAUGGCUUGGUUUCUUCAUAUUGCAGUGACUGGCAGCUUACUGGGCUUGGCAAUCAGUACCAAGCAUGCGGGGUUCCUGACAUUACCGCUCGUUGCUAUCAUCAUAUCCUAUGACAUGUGGCUGAAGUUACCCAACCAAACGUAUAGUAUGAGAUGCCUGUGUCUACAAACCAUUGGGAGGUUACAAGCCAUCACAACUAUUCCAGUUUCGCUAUAUCUCCUGUCAUUCUACAUUCACUUUUCGCUGCUAAAGUAUUCCGGACCUCAUGAUGCACUCCUCCCAGAUCAACUAAAGCAAGGAUUAGUUGGCAGUCAACUUCCAGCCGACCAAACUCUGUACAAGGACUACUUUGGUAGGUGUAGGACAGAUCUGUACUUCUUCACUACACUCCGUCCUACAAUUUCGUCCUGUACUCUGCAGUGA